Messenger RNA from Beta vulgaris subsp. vulgaris (sugar beet), 855 nucleotides. RefSeq lists its product as uncharacterized. The transcript has 2 exons. The record is from RefSeq and is a predicted model, not a curated record. Lineage: Eukaryota; Viridiplantae; Streptophyta; Magnoliopsida; Caryophyllales; Amaranthaceae. The coding region runs from base 1 to 855 and encodes 284 amino acids.
AUGGUUCAAGAUUACAUAGAAUGGAGUCAUUCCGUUGAUGCUAAGCAACAAAAUGAAGAAGAAAUUGUACCCCGCACUAGAAAAUUUGUGCGUAGGGAACGUGAGGAAGCUCAUGAAAGAUUGUUUCAUGAUUAUUUCAGCAACGAACCUCUAUACCACGAGAAUAUUUUUCAUCAAAGGUUUCGUAUGCAUAAGCAUGUUUUCCUUCGUAUUGUUGAAGGUGUAACAAUUCAAGGUGAUACAUUCUUUAAGCAAAAACCAAAUGCUACUGGAAGGAUGGGUGCAUCUGAACUACAAAAAUGCACAACGGCUAUCAGGAUGUUGGCAUAUGGUUCAUCAUAUGAUGUUGUUGACGAGUAUCUGAAAAUUGCUUCAAGUAUCGCUAGAGAAUGCCUUCUUCAUUUUGUCGAAGGGUUGUUGCUAGAUUUGGACCUAAAUACUCGAGGAAGGCAAAUGCAAAUGACAUUGAGCGUCUCCUACAUGAAAGCAAGCGUCGUGGCUUCCCAGAGGUCACCCGUCUUUGAUGAUGUCCUACAAGGAAGAGCUCCAGAGGUCAACUUCUUAGUGAACGGGACAACUUAUAACAUGGGUUACUAUCUUACUGAUGGCAUCUACCCGAGAUGGUCAACAUUCAUCCCCGCAAUAAAGCUCCCCCAAAACCCCAAACAAAGACUAUUCACACAACAUCAAGAAGCUAUUAGAAAAGAUAUAGAGCGUGCAUUUGGAGUAUUGCAAGCUAGAUUUGCAAUCAUUCGCAAACCCGCUCUCGCGUGGGAUAAAGACAUAUUGUGGAAAAUAAUCAUGGCAUGUAUCAUCAUGCACAAUAUGAUUGUUGAAGAUGAGCGUGAUACUUAA